AUGGUCUAUGAACGUCUCUCCGCCAACGGCUGUGCCCUCAACGCCACCUCGAAAGGGGACAUACAAAGGAGCAUGGAUCUCUUCUCUGCCGCCUGCGAAAACUUCCGCCUGGUCAUGGACACGGCGAAAACGGUGGUUAUGUAUCAAUCGCCACCCGACGCUGACUACGUCGCACCUCAAAUCAACGUGAACGGCGCCCAGCUGCAAGCCGUAGACAACUUAAUUUCCCUGGACAGAGCCCUUUCCCGCACCACCAAGAUCGACGAUAAAGUGGCCUGCCGGACUUCCAAAGUCAGCCAAGUCUUCGGCCGUCUGGAAAGCACAGUCUGCAAUCGCCACGGUGUCCACCGCAACACCAAACUGAAGAUGUACAAGACGGUCAUCCUGCCGGCGCUGUUGUAUGGAGCGGAGACCUGGACAGUGUACAAGAGUUAG
Messenger RNA from Spirometra erinaceieuropaei, 435 nucleotides. NCBI's taxonomy places the organism in Eukaryota, Metazoa, Platyhelminthes, Cestoda, Diphyllobothriidea, Diphyllobothriidae. The record is from the annotation of a GenBank genome assembly.